AUGAAGCCAGCCCCUUAUCCCAGCGCUGGAAAAUGGAAAUCAACUAAUGUGGUGUUCAAAGUGGCUUGGAAUUAUCAAAAUCCGAAUGACUGCGCCAAUCCCCUGGUUGAUUUCAUCACUAACACAGGCAGUAUGCGUGAUAUAGAGCAUAUGCUCAAGCUUCAGGUGACAGGCGAGUUCUUCAAGUGGGCCACUAAUGGAAAACUCGCUUCGGGCAGUACAACGAGCUUCACAGCAUUGAACUGCAAAUAUUUCCUUCCUCUGGGCGUGCCCCAAAGUGGAAACACGGUGUCUAUGCAGGGUGACCUCUUUAAGACUGCACAAACGCUCAUUGAACUCAAUAGACCACACUACACUAGAGACCCCUACACAGAGGGUGGUAUGCCAGCCUUCCGCAUCAUGGCUGCGCUGGGUACGACAACGAACCGAAAGAAGUUUUACCUCUUGCAAAAGGCCAUUUUCGGCAACAAGCAACCGAUUGAUUCAAUUAAAUGGACAACUCUUGUUCAAAACACGGCCAAGCCCGAAUUUGCGCUGAAGGAUAUCAAGGCAGCAAUUGCCGUAUAA
Messenger RNA from Penicillium antarcticum, 567 nucleotides. RefSeq names its product glycoside hydrolase. The coding region runs from base 1 to 567 and encodes 188 amino acids. The record is from RefSeq and is a predicted model, not a curated record. Lineage: Eukaryota; Fungi; Ascomycota; Eurotiomycetes; Eurotiales; Aspergillaceae. The transcript is spliced from 2 exons.